UUUUGAUGUUUUUGGUUUGUGAGAAGGAAAAUCCAGAGGAUUGCAAUAUAAUUUGGAACAUCAUCAGGUAACCCUAUUGCAUUGAGUAAAAGCUGAAACGGAGGGAACAUGAGGAAUUGAGAGUGAGAUGACUAUCUUUCUAUGGUCCGCCCAUCGCGGUGUGUUCAAUUCACAGAGUUGAGUUGCUGGUUGCCUUGGCGCUGUGAGCUCACUAUGGGACAUGGUUUCCUGUAGUGAGGUCAAAUCUUGAUAGAAUUUGAGACUUUAGUCCCGCUGCGAUUGUCGUAUUGGAAGCAUGUUGCUGCUGUUUCUCAAGGAACGCUAAACGGCGCGAAAUUUGUGUUUUUUUCCCGAAAUAUAAGACAUUUUAUUUUUUGAUAUUAAUUUUUUUUUUAAAGUGAGAUCUAUCAAUAGGUUCUUGGAGUGUUUUAUCACACCUGAAGUGUAUUUCUUCAAUCAGAGUGAUUUUAAAUUUAAGAAGACAGUGGUAGGGUUUCAGUAGUUCCUUUCAAGCCAAGGAUUAGCAACUAUGACUUGAUAGUUUGACUUGAUAGUUUGACUUGAAUCAAUGAAUCAUAGAGCAAAAGAAUAGUGUUUAGUAUGGUAAUUUCCAGGAAGUGUGAGGUUUAAUCUUGGAUUAUAAGAAUAAGGAGACUGAAGUGAUAAAUAGGACUGGAUGAUAGUGUAGUGUUGAAGGAUGAUGAUGAAUGCAUUUAUGGACACGGGAGCGUCGGCUCAUCAUCUGGCCACUUAUGGAUUGAAGAUGUCACCAACGGGAUUGGGUCAGGAGGCAGCUGUGUCUGCCGCCGGGAUGGCUGGUGCACCUCCCAUGAAUGAUAUGUCCUCAUCGGCAUCCACGCAGCAUCCCUAUCAGAAUACAGCAACAGCUGGAUAUCCGCCCCAUCAUCCGGCGGCUACUCACAUGAGCCACCUCAAUACCCAGAACAGUCUCUAUCCCAGGGAUUUCCUCCUGCGUCGUGACAAUGAGUACAUCCCACCAACGGGUGCAAGUCAAUCAGCUGCAGAUCCCUCAUCAAUGCUCUUUCCCUCCAUCCACCACCCACAUCCCUCGAUGCAUGACAAUCUAAAUCACCAUUCUGUGGGGCAGCAUCACUUCCACCAACACCAAAUGAGGAUGGGCAUUGCGCCAGAUUACUCACAUCCAGCUUACCAUCAUCCGCACCAGGGAAACUUCCCGUCGGUGCACCAUCAUAACCUGGCCAAUUUACCCAUGAAUGCCGCCCAACCGGGUGCCUUUAUUCGCUAUAUGCGUCACCACCAGCCAUCGGCCAUCAAGCAGGAGAUGCAGUGUCUCUGGGUAGACCCUGACGCUCCCAUGCUCCAUCAGACCACAGCUCCGCCAGGAGGCAGGAAGACCUGUGGCAAAACCUUCAAUUCGAUGCAGGACAUCGUUACCCAUCUCACGGUGGAGCACGUUGGAGGGCCAGAGUGUACCACUCAUGCCUGCUUCUGGAUGGGAUGCACUCGCAAUGGGCGACCCUUCAAGGCCAAGUACAAACUUGUUAAUCACAUCCGUGUCCAUACUGGCGAGAAACCCUUCCCCUGCCCAUACCAUGGAUGCGGGAAGGUAUUCGCACGGUCCGAGAACCUCAAGAUUCACAAACGAACACACACUGGUGAGAAGCCAUUUAAGUGUGAACACGAGGGAUGUGACAGGAGAUUUGCCAAUUCAUCUGACCGGAAGAAGCACUCGCACGUUCACACCUCUGACAAGCCAUACAAUUGCCGAGUGAAUGGGUGUGAUAAGUCCUAUACGCAUCCUUCGUCACUCAGAAAGCACAUGAAGGUACAUGGGAGCCUGGGAGAGAAAUCACCAUCUCAUGCUUACGACAGCGAAGGUGACGAAUCGAGUUCGUCGAGUGUGAUCACGGGAGGUACGCAGACGCCACCGACGACGCGUCUGGGUGGUGCGACGGACAAACUGCUGACACCGUCGUCGAUCAAGUCAGAGGUCACCCAUGGUCAUCAUACGCACCUGUCGCAUCAUCCAUUGCACAAUAACAAUAAUAAGCCACCGCCACCGCCUGCCCCCUAUGCUCCGCUUGCACCGCACCAGACGCCGCCCGUAUCGUCUGCCUCGUCGAUGCUCGUUGGUCAUCAUCAACACCAUCUCCUGUACCAUCACUCGCAGCAUCCCAACGACUGGUACCACCACCAUCACUCACCCAGCGCACCCGCCGCAGACACCAUGACGCACCUCAACCACUUCAGUCACCACCACCUUGUGCACCACGGUGCCGCCACGGCAUACUGAGGAGAGUCGUCCCUUGCUGCCCAAAUCGGACAGCAUGAUCCAGGACUCACUGGGGACUGGUGACCUUAUCCCCAAAGGGUGUUGUUUGCGUGUGUAUUCUAAUUUUUAGGUGGACGAUAUUCCUUGAAAGUUAAAUGUCUCAGAAAAUUUUCGAAGACACCGAUUUGUGCCUCUGCUUGUAUCCCUCUGGAAGUAACGACAAAAAAUUCUUAGAAGUAAGCAAAAAAAACCUACAAGACGAAGGGAACCACAUAAAAAUUUAAUUCAAAAUUUCGUGUUGAUAACAAAAGAAAAAAAUGUGAAGAUUUCAGUUCAAAAGGUUACCCUUCGUAUCCCACACGACAAACUACUAUUAAUUAGGGCUUCUUGUGAAAAAAAACUGACGACUUUUGCUCGAUUUAGAUGAAAAUUUUGAGUCACUUUCCAAAUUGACGAUUUAGAAAAUUUAUAUUAAAAAAAAGAAAUAGACGAUUAUUAUAAUUUCUUUCAGACACCUCACAAAUUGUAGUGAAAAUAGUAGAUUUCUUUUUGACAAAAUAAUAAUUUAUUGCAAGUGUGAUAAAAAAAUAAAAUAUUGUAAAUAGAAUAAAAAAUAGUAAUUUUAAUUUUAUUGUAUGUUGACCAAUAAGAGAGAAGUAAUAUUAUUAUUGUGUAAAAUUUCGCGCUUCAUCCUCCUAGGCAUUUCAUGCAAAAAAAAAAACAUUUUUCGAAUAAUUCUCCCCUCCAAAACUUGUCGAAAAUUUAAUUAAUUUAAUAAAAAAAACAAUAGAGCGUCAACAGUGAGACACAAAAAAAAGAGAGUCAGUGAGAAAUGAAUAAUGAGUUUUACUAUAAAUAAAAUUUAUUGUAAAUUGUAAUGUUGUAAAUAACAAUUGAAAAUAAUUGAAGAAUUAAAGUAUUGUGAAUGUAUUAUACAUGAAAUAUAUUAUUAUUAUAUAAAUC
Messenger RNA from Phlebotomus papatasi, 3217 nucleotides. RefSeq names its product pair-rule protein odd-paired (gene opa). The record is from RefSeq and is a predicted model, not a curated record. Gene Ontology annotation, molecular function: DNA-binding transcription factor activity, RNA polymerase II-specific; RNA polymerase II cis-regulatory region sequence-specific DNA binding. Gene Ontology annotation, cellular component: nucleus. Gene Ontology annotation, biological process: central nervous system development; regulation of transcription by RNA polymerase II. The coding region runs from base 698 to 2275 and encodes 525 amino acids. The transcript is spliced from 5 exons. NCBI's taxonomy places the organism in Eukaryota, Metazoa, Arthropoda, Insecta, Diptera, Psychodidae.